This is a messenger RNA of Uloborus diversus, 597 nucleotides long. RefSeq lists its product as uncharacterized. NCBI's taxonomy places the organism in Eukaryota, Metazoa, Arthropoda, Arachnida, Araneae, Uloboridae. The record is from RefSeq and is a predicted model, not a curated record.
AUGAUGAAUGAAGGACUUGAUGAAGCUCAGUGGCAGCACUCCUCACUAAAACCUCCACCUUUUUGGAAAAGCAAUCCAAAUCUAUGGUUUCUUCGUUUGGAAGCUCAAUUUUCUUUAGUUCAUGUUACCGCGGACGAAACAAAAUUCAAUUAUGUUGUGGCAGCUAUAGACUCGGAUAUUUUAAGUUCUGUUAGUGAUAUAAUUGUAAGACCACCAGAUACCAAUAGAUAUGAAACCGUAAAAAAACGGUUAAUUGACUUGCAUUCGGAAAGUGAAUUUUCAAAAAUAAGAACUCUAUUACAAGGAUUAGAACUGGGGGAUCAGCGCCCGUCACAAUUGCUUAUGCGUAUGCGUACUCUUGGUGGCGAUUCAGUAGGCGAGCCUUUAGUGAAAUCCCUUUGGUUAGGAAGAUUGCCUAGCGGUAUACAAUCACUAUUGGCCGUUUUAAAUGAGGAUUUGACACAACUUGCGUCCAUUGCUGAUAAAAUUCAUGAUUUAAUGCCACAAGCAUCAAUUAGUGCCGCGCAUGUGUCCUCGGCUCCACAGAAUUUAGCACUUCAGGUGCAAAUUGAUCAGCUAACUCAACAAGUUCAAUAG